AUGGCUGACAAGUCCAGUUUGACUCAGGAUCAAGAUUCGUCGCACACCAAGCGAGAUGACAUUGUUCAUAAUGUUGUCGGUGAUGUGGAAGGGGAGGCUGCUGGUCAGCGGAAACGUGGAUGGUUUCACCGAAGCGGUAGGUCUGAAGAACGAAAGCUUUUGUUGAAGCUCGACUUCUUCAUUCUCUCAUGGGCAUGUUUCGGAUACUUCCUCAGACUUUUGGAUGCUUCAAAUCUUCGAAACGCUUACGUGUCUGGCAUGGAAGAGGACUUGGAACUCUUCGCCGACCAAUACAAUUAUUUUCAAACGUUGUGGACAAUAGGCUACACAGUUGGCAUGAUUCCCAGCCAAAUCAUUGUCACCCAUGUCCGUCCCUCGAUAUGGCUCCCAUCCAUCGAGGUAACAUGGGCUAUCCUCACCUUCUGUUUUGCCGCCGUCAAGAACUACAAGCAUAUAUAUGCUCUGCGACUUCUACUCGGUCUCGCCGAAUCUCCAUUCUACGUCGGAGGCAUGACCCUUCUCGGAAGCUGGUACACUCCCAAGGAGCUAGCCACUCGCGCUACCAUUUUUUACUCGGCAUCAUUCGCGGCCCAAAUGUUCUCCGGAUACCUUCAAGCAGCAGUGUACACUGGACUUGACGGCGUCCACGGAAUACCAGGCUGGAGAUGGCUUUUCAUCAUGUGUGGCAUCAUCAACGUUCCUGGUGCGGUUUGGGGCUUCUUUGCUGUCCCUGACAGCCCAUAUGACACGCGCGUGUUCUAUCUCAACGAAAAGGAGCGAGAACUCGCAAAGUCACGAGUGGUUGAGGUCGGGCGCAAAAGAUUCGAGGGCGUGACGCUUAAAACAUUCAAGAGCGUGCUUAGUCGCCCGUUUGUCUGGGUCUUUGUACUCAACUACAUUUUCUUCUGCAUCGAUACCUACGGCCUCGACUUUUUUGCGAUCUACCUCAAAACCCUGAACGAGUAUACAGUCCAGGAGAUCAAUGUCAUCCCCACAGCAGCGUACGCAGUUGGUCUCGUCGGCACAAUCUUGUUCGGCCUGCUGUCUGAUAGACUGGAGAAUCGCAUCUGGGUCGCCCUUGUAAUCACGUCCUUGAACUUCUUCACGUGUGUUGUCUUGGCCGCUGUCCCAUCGAAGGCGGGCGCGUUCUUCGGGUACCUCGUCAACCCGGCCACCCUUGCCUAUGGGCCGGUUAUCAUCUCUUACCUUGGUGAAACCUUUGGCUCUCUAGCGGAUGAGAGAGCUCUCAUUCUUGGGAUUGCUCAAGCCUUCGGUGCGACUUUCAACGCCUGGGUCCCCCUUCUCAUAUUCAAUACAGGAACGCAGACGCCCUACUUCCGGGUAGGAUGGAUCACCUCGUCUGUUUGUGCGGUUGCGCAGGCUGGAGGUAUACUGCUAUUGGGCCACUUGGGUCGAAAGAUCAAAUCCAACAUCCACCGCUUCCGCGUCCGACGAACAUCCCCAUCGUCUCCAUCCACUCUCCGCCGCUCGGCUUCUCCGCCCGUACUGCCUCGCGCAUCUCUGCCGCCACCGCAGACAUCACCAGCGCCAGCUGGAGGAGCCCCGGAUAUCACUCCCGAUGUCUCAUCUUCAGGAGCCGCCUCGGCAGUCGUAGGGACAACGUCUCUGCCGCCCCCUACGCCGUCGAUACUGCCAAGUCCUAUUGCUGCUGCCCCUGGACUUCCAUCAGGCGGCACUGUUCCCAAUGUCGCCAACGCCACUGCCUCGGCGAACACGGGAGUAGCGGCGUCCUCGCCUAAGGCGCCCCGCGAUAUUCCCGCUUGCGACCGGUGCCGUGCUUUCAAGAAGAAAUGCUCACGCACAUUUCCCAUCUGCACGUUGUGUGCCAAUGCUGGACAUAAGUGUUCUUUCUCCACACCAGCUGCGUCCACGGCAGCCCAAACGCAUCAUCUGAGGGCGAGGAUUGAAUGGUUAACACGAUACAUCAACGAAAGCCAUCCCGUACCUGGAGGCGGAGUUGAGCAUCUCGAUACCGGAACGGACCUUGUUUCGCUCCUAGGGUCUUCACCGGGAGCUCUUUCCCAGCACCAAAGCCAGCAAUUGGAUAUCAACCCAUCAACGCCUGCGAAUGGAGCCACGCCUGGGUCCGCAAGUGUGGGAAGCAACCGAGGGGAUGGGUUCCCGAUCCACAACGCCGGGUCGGUUGUCUUUGAUCAGCGAAGUUUGGCCGUGAACGUUGACUCGGAAUCACCUUCAUCGAGAGGGAACGAUCAUAUGCGUGCUCUUCUCCAGCCGGCACCAGAGCCAGGGAGGAUACUUGGUAUCGAGUCUAUCCGGGAUGGAGGCUUCUCAUCAUCGAGUUUGCCGCGAGAUGCCAUUGCUCGUCGAUUUGUGGACGCCUACUUCCGCAACGUGAAUCGAGCAUAUCCGUUCGUGAAUAGGUCCAAGGUUCUCAGGGAUCUGGAGAACUUGGGCGAGUCUUCCAAACGACGGCGGGAUUCAGAUACGACCCUACUGUAUCUCAUCAUGGCCAUUGGGUGCACCACCCUGCAGAGAGCGGGUCAGAUACCCAACGAUACGACAUCCAAGUUCGACGUGGCUUAUGCCGACAUCAUCCAAGAAUGCUUGGCUCGCGAAGACCUUGAGUCGAUUCAAAUCCUGGUCUUGGUAGCACUGUACUCUCUCUUUGAUCCAAAGGGCAUCUCAACGUGGUCAAUAGCCGGCAUAGUCUCUCGCCAGGCGAUGCUGCUAGGCCUGAGCCGCAGAUCUUCCGAAGACAAGACGCUGUCUGCCAUGGAUAUCGAGCUGCGACAUCGUCUCUUCUGGAGCAUCUACGUCCUGGACAGGAUGAUGGCUAUUUCAUUGGGCUUGCCGGUGGCGCUUAUCGACGAGAACAUGGAUGUCCCGUUGCCCGGGCUGACAAUUGAAGAAUUCGCCUCUCCAGAUCGUCAACAUUUUGCCUCUAUCCUCCAGACAAACCGUCACGUCAUCCAGCUGAGGCAAUUGGAAGAUCGUAUACUCCGCCAGAUUCACACGCGAAAGCAGUCAGACGUCGCUGCCCUCUCUCAGGCUGACCGCCGUGUCAUUGUUCAGGAUAUCAGAUCGGAAAUCGAGAACUGGUACAGCAACGGCUGCCUUGUGUCUCCCUUGGAGCCAGACAACGUGCCGAUUCAUAAUUCGGUCACCUGGUUGAGUGCACGGUACUACCAUCUUUUGCUUUUGCUUCACUAUCCCUGCCACUUCAACUCAUGCGGCUCCAUUGUGUCCGCGGUCGAGCUCUUGCGCUUCGCCCAGAAGCAUCUCCAGUCUACCUCAGUCCUUCUCCAGCAACGUCAGCUGCCACUGAACCGGGUCACCCUGUGCCGUUUGUUCCCUGUCGGAUUGGUCCUUAUCCACAGCUUCAUCGCCUGUGCCGCAGAGUGCACGUCGUUCUCGGCCAGAGACGAAGUCGCCGUUAUUGUCAGCAUUCUCGAAGCCUUCCCCGAAGGCUGGACCCACGCACGGCAAGCAGCACACGUCUUCCGCCAGUUCAUGAGUCUGAUCUCAGGCGUACCCAACAACGGCUACACCACUCUUCACUUCCCCGGCAGCAGUAACAACAUGUAUGGCAAUAACGGACAGAUGACCUCAUCGAGGGAGUCAUACCAGGCGAUGUACUUGGGAGGUCUACUUGUUACGCUUUCCAUGAAUGGCCCGAUGAUUGCGCCGGCCAGCCACCUACUACGACGGGUUUCAGGGGGCAAGCUGCUUUCUCGCCGACAGGAACACGACACUCGGCCGUUGCGGGAAAUGAGGACUCUGCUAUGGACUAUGGAUGGGGGUCUUGCUCGUCACGCAGCCGAGUCAAACAUGGCGCACCUCGACAAGAACGCGUCGAACGCGAUCAAGGCGGUCGACCCGGUCGACCGGGCCCACGACAAGGACGGCAUUUCGACGACGUCCGCCGCCGCCGCUGCCGAUACCAAGCCGGAGCCCCCACAAGAGCCUGAGCAGGCCGGAUGGUUCCACUGGCAUGAGCCGGGCACAUCUCCCGAAGAGAAGAAGCUCAUCUUCAAGCUCGAUUGGUUUCUCCUGAGCUUCGGUUGUUUGAUGUAUUUUAUCAAACAGCUCGAUCAAAACAACAUUUCAAAUGCCUAUGUGUCCGGCAUGAGCGAUGAGCUUGGCUUCGGCCCUGGCAACGAGCUUUCUUGGAUGAAUACGUACUUCAACAUCGGCACUAUCAUCGGCGGAUCUUUCGCAAACCUGAUCAUCACCGUCGUCCGUCCUCGCUACUGGUUGCCAGGCUGCCUCUUGGUAUGGUCGCUCUUCGUACUGUUUCUUUUCAAAUGCAACAGUGCGCACCAAUUCUAUGUCCUCCGCUUCUUUAUCGGCUUGUUCGAGUCUAGCGCCUGGCCGGGUGUGAUGUUCACACUCGGCUCUUGGUACCGUAAGAGCGAACUUGCCCGUCGCUCUGGUCUGUUUGUCAUGAGCGGCGUCUUGGGUCAGAUGUUCUCUGGAUAUCUGCAAUCCGCCCUUUACACCGGAAUGGGCGGCAAAGGAGGCCUGUCAGCGUGGAGAUGGCUCUUCAUCUUUGAUUUCAUCCUCGCCAUUCCAGUCGUUAUCUACGGCGUUAUUUGCUUCCCUGACACUCCACACACCACCCAAGCCUUCUAUCUCAGCGACUGGGAGAAGGAGCGUGCCCGUCAGCGCAUCGAAGAAGAGGGCCGCAAGCCCGUCGGUAAGAUGAACUGGUCCGUCAUCACCCGCGUCUUCGGCUCAUGGCAGGUCUACGCCUUCACCGCCGCCUACUGCUUCUGGACUCUCACCUGCGGCUCCUACAUCAUCCAGUACUUCACCCUCUACCUCAAGUCCACCAAGAUGUACACGGUGCCCGAGAUCAACAACAUCCCAACCUGCGUCGGCGCAAUAAACUUCGUCUUCAUGGUCUCGACGGGUUACAUUGCCGACAAGAUGCGCAGCCGUGGACCGAUCUGCUUCGCCGUCGGCUGUCUGUUGACCUUUGUCUACGCCGUUCUCACCGCUUGGACUGUUCCUCAUAUGCUUCGUAUGGCUGUCUUCAUUCUUGCAGGAUGCUACGGCUGCUACACGCCUUUGUUGGCGGGUUGGGCAAAUGAGGCAUGUGGUGGCGACCAGCAGAAGCGUGCCUUUGUCUUGGGUUUCAUGGUUUCUGUUGGACAGGCCGUCGUCAUCCCGUUCCAGCAGCUGCAGAUGCCCAGCGGACAAGCUCCAGCUUUCGCGAAGACACAUGGAUGGGGCAGUGCUCUUGCCUUUGUCAUCGCGUUGACAGUUUGGACAGGUGUUGGGCUUCCCUUGUUGCAGAAGUGGAGGGAGUCGAGAGUAAAGGUUAGCACUCAUGAAAGUGACAGCGAUGAGGCUUGA
Colletotrichum gloeosporioides is the source of this 5340-nucleotide messenger RNA. RefSeq names its product Pantothenate transporter liz1. Gene Ontology annotation, biological process: transmembrane transport; DNA-templated transcription; regulation of DNA-templated transcription. The transcript has 13 exons. The record is from RefSeq and is a predicted model, not a curated record. Gene Ontology annotation, cellular component: membrane. NCBI's taxonomy places the organism in Eukaryota, Fungi, Ascomycota, Sordariomycetes, Glomerellales, Glomerellaceae. The coding region runs from base 1 to 5340 and encodes 1779 amino acids. Gene Ontology annotation, molecular function: transmembrane transporter activity; zinc ion binding; DNA-binding transcription factor activity, RNA polymerase II-specific.